AUGUCAGGCAGCAAAGAUCCUAGCCUGUAUGGCAUGUCAAAGUCGCCGGCAGGCACGACCACAAAAUCUGGACCACGAUCACGUGCAAAGAAAGAGGACAUCUUCAGCACACACAACCGCAAUACGGCCAAGCGAGCUAAAUGUGAUCUCGAUCCGGAUGCGGGAGGAGCUUUCGAGCAGAAACACACCACCAAUGGAGAAGUGUUGGAGAGUGGAGUAUGGCAGCGCAGCAAGCGGAAGAUGGAGGAGAAAGCGAUGCUGUAUGCUGCUAUGAAGAGAGGUGAUGUCGAGGAUGCGGAUGAGAGGUAUGCUGUAGAUUUUGAUAGGAAGUGGGCCGAGAACAGAGAUGGAGAUGAAGAAAUUGAGGAAGACGACGACGACGAUGAUGAUGGAGAUGGAGAGAUGGUAGAAUAUGUCGACGAACUUGGUAGGAACAGGACAGGCACAGCAGCCGAAGCAGCGUUGGCCGAACGUAUGAAGCGAGCGGAGGCCCUUGGGAAGGAAGCAGAUGAUCAUUCCACAGCCCGCCCAUCUGCACCAUCAAACAUCAUCUACGGCGACACCAUCCAGCAUCAAGCCUUCGAUCCCGAUGAGCCCAUCGCAGCAAAAAUGGAAGCUCUCGCUCGAAAAAGAGAUACGAGUCUCACGCCGCCACCUGAAACGCACUUUGAUGCUAAUUGGGAGAUCAGAACGAAAGGCACGGGGUUUUUUCAGUUUAGUGAUGAUGCUGGGGAGAGGAAACGGCAGAUGGAGAAUCUGGAAAGGGAGAGGGCGGAGACGGAGAGGAGGAGAGAGGAGAGGACGAAGAAGGUUCAUGAGAGGAAGAAGGUUCUGGAGGCGAGGAGGUUGGAGAUUCAGAAGCAGAGGGGGAAGAGGAAGGCGGAGGAGUUUCUGGAGGAACUGGGUGUUGAGUUGGGUGGGCGUGGGAUGGAACAGGAGGAUGAGGUUAGAGAUGAAUUCGUGGAGGAUGAGGGUAGUGAGGAAAUGAUGCGGAGAAUUGACAAAGCCGUGGAAGAUGAGCGUGAGGAUGGCUGA
This is a messenger RNA of Recurvomyces mirabilis, 1035 nucleotides long. RefSeq lists its product as uncharacterized. Lineage: Eukaryota; Fungi; Ascomycota; Dothideomycetes; Mycosphaerellales; Teratosphaeriaceae. Gene Ontology annotation, cellular component: nucleus. Bases 1 to 1035 code for a protein of 344 amino acids. The transcript is spliced from 2 exons. The record is from RefSeq and is a predicted model, not a curated record.